Messenger RNA from Plodia interpunctella (Indianmeal moth), 6474 nucleotides. RefSeq names its product AN1-type zinc finger protein 4-like. NCBI's taxonomy places the organism in Eukaryota, Metazoa, Arthropoda, Insecta, Lepidoptera, Pyralidae. The record is from RefSeq and is a predicted model, not a curated record. The transcript is spliced from 11 exons. Gene Ontology annotation, molecular function: protein binding; zinc ion binding. Bases 310 to 2127 code for a protein of 605 amino acids.
CAUUCAUUCACCAUCAAUCAUCAACAAAAAAUAUCUCUGUUCUGUCACGAAGAAUUUCUUUCUGUGUAAUAUUAUUUUUGUUGCUAUUGUAGAUUCGUGCAAUUUCGUUUGUUUUGCUUUUUUGCGUUCACUAAAUAAACUACAAUAAAUAUGUUCGACUGGUGUUCGUAAUCGGCGAUAACUUUGUAAACUUCGUCAUCGUAAAUUUGUUAAUCGUCCUCGGUUCUUUCCGUAACUUUUGGUUAGAAAUCAACAUUUUGUGAAGUGAAAUGCUGUGCAGGUAGUAAAUUAUUGUGUACCGCGUGUGAAAUGUCACAACAUGGAUGCCCGGAAAGACUGUCGAAUAGGUCGAAGGCCUUCCAGGAAGAUGCCCCGAGCCAGCCAACCAUGGAGGUUCUCGUGGAAACCCUCACGGGCACGGCGUUUGAAAUGACUGUGUCGCCUUCCGACACCAUUCUGGCGAUAAAGUCCAAGAUUUUCAGGGUUGAAGGAAUACCGGUGUCGCAGCAACACAUCCUGUACAACAUGAAGGAACUGGAAGACUCCACGUCGCUGCGCUCGCACGCGAUCACCGACGGCGCUCGGCUGCGGCUCGUGCUCGGCAUGAAGGUCGGGCCUAUCUCCACUCGCCGGCUGCCUCCGCCGGCCAGCGUCGAACCCUGGAGGGACAUUGAGCGGCUGUUGGACGGGAACAGAGACGAGAGCGAAUGGUGCAACAGCAACGGUUGUCGCGUGACGGUGGUCGUGUUGCGCGACGGCGGCCGCAUCAACUUGCUGCUCAGACAGAACAGCGACGGCGCAUAUUGUCCGGUCGACACUGACAGCAGAUACUCGUCGUCACUGACGCUGGUGGAACAAGAGCUGGAGUCGGGAGUGGCGGGCGCGGCGCUGGACAACGAGCUGACGAUGGGCAAGAUGAUCGAGCUGCGGCGACGCAUGGAGACGAUGUCAUUGCGGAGGGGGACGACAGAGGACAGGCCGGGGCGGGCGCGCGACGGCUACGCGCUGCUGCCGCCACUCGAGUGGAGCGUGACUCCCAACUUGCCCCCGAUCGGCACGAGAACGGAUUCCGAACCCGCGGUGCAGGAGGACACCGAUCGUCUGAAGUUGUCCGACGCGCUCGCGGGUUCGAUUCUCGUGCAGGGUCGCCGGGAGAGGGAGGAGGAUGGGGCCAUACUGGAGGAGUGUCUGGAUACCGAACAGUGUCACAUCAGGGAUGGGUCGCCGCAACUCGCUGCGAAGAAUCUGGCUCCUAUACCGGCUGCUGAAUAUGGUCCGCUGGUGUGCGGCAGCGGGGCGACGGCGGGCGCGGGCUGGGGCUCCGCCGCGCCCAUCUCUCACUCGGCGUCGUCGCUGCACGCGCUGCAGUCGCUGCACGCGCUGGCGGCGCCGCUGCGGCCGCCGCAUGCGCCGCGACACCCGCCGCUGCAGGACGCCGUGUUCUCUUCCUCGACCUCGGAUUUGGAGAAAUUGAAAAGGAAUAGCCGCAUCCUGCCCGCCCUGAGCCGGCACCGCAACCGCUCGCACCUGCACCUGUCCGACGACGGGCUGGACCUGCGGCCCCACAACCUGUCCGUCGGCUGCGAGAGGCGGCUGAGGAGGCAUCUCAACUCGCAAGUCGACAGGCAGGAGUUCAACAGUGUGAACAGCGUGGACCACUCGCGUAGUGACCUCUACCACAACGGGCACACCCUGGCCGACCUCCACGACUCGGCCUACCUCCGCAGCGACUUCCAGCCCGGAUUCAAGACGGACUUCGACGACAUCAAUCCGAGCGACGUGGAGCGGGAGCGCAACGUGGACUCCGGCCGGCUGUUCAGCUACGAGGACUUCGUCAAGGAGGACUUGAAGACCACGCAGUCGGAGACUGCCCAGAAGGAUGCGACCGGCCCUGCGCCGCCGCCGGCAGCAGCUAGCGGCGGCGGCGGCGGACGCGCGCGGUGCUCGUGGUGCCGCAAGCGGCUGAGCAUCGCGACGGAGCACGCGUGCCGCUGCGGCGCGCGGUUCUGCGCCGCGCACCGCUACGCGGAGGUGCACGGCUGCGACUACGACUACCGCGCGCCCGCGCAGCGCCGCCUGCGCCGCGACAACCCGCGCGUCGCCGCGCCCAAGCUGCCCAAGAUAUAGUUACAGUCUUCUCCUCGACUUUUCGAUUCGACUUGUUUAGUUAUUUUUUUUUUUUUUACAAAUUUAGAAUUGACUUUUUGGUAGUCCGAUGUUUUUUCUCAAAAUGAAAGAUCCGAAAUUAAAAAUUAACAUGUUUCUACGAUAUAGUUUGUCGUAAAACUUUAAAAAAAAAAAUGCGUUGUUUCCUACAUUAAAACACAGAAAUGAACGAAAGAUUUUAUUCUUAUAGAUUCUACUUUCCAAAAAAAAAAGAGCUGUAUAUUAUAAUUCCACGAAAAAAGAAAGCCUGAUGUAGACCAAUCGCUUACGACGUAGUGAGCAAAACAUCAUAAACGACUUCCCUCCAUAAGGUGAGGUUAUAUAUAUAUGUGGAUUAAUAGUUUUCAAUACUGCUGAUUAUAUAAUGUCGUGUAAAUAUGUGUUGCUGUGCGUUGCUAGUGACUAAGGUAUCUGUGUAAUGGUUGGAAACGACAUUUUAAUAAACAUAUUCCUGUUAUAAUUCUAACGUGUGUACAGUUCCGAGAUUUUAUAUUGAUAUUUGCAUUUUUAUAUAUGGUCUAUAUAGCUCAUUGGUUAAGAGCAUUAUUCCAAAGCAGUGAUGUGGGUAUGAUUCCAGCUCGCUGAUUUUUAAAAUUUUAAUAAUUAAAUUUAGUUCUGACAUUCAUCAUCACAUUAUCUUUCAUCUGAAUCUGAUUAGAUAGAGCCCAGGUCCGCGUUCCUACUUUUUCUGCAAAUCCUAUGAAUUAUUAUUUACUGAUAUUACAAUAUAUUUGACAUGGGAACGCUGAUAAUAGUUUUUUUAUAAAUAUAGAAGAUACAUUUACAAGAUAAAUGUUAGAACUGUAUACACAUUAAAAAUAGUUUGUAUAUAAAUUGUUAUCCUAUCACAUAUUAUCGCAUAUGUAACGCAGUGUAAAUAUAGUCAACGGAGAAUAUAUACAGUUCGAUCUAUAAAUAUAUACAGAUAAUAUGACGACCGGUAGCCGCGAAGGCCUUAGGACAGGCAUCGACACUGCAACGCAUCGAAUUAAAAAAAAUCUAAUUGCGGAAGUGGGAAAACUUAAAUAUUUGAAAAAAUCUAAAUGGGACUUAAAUUAUUUUCGUACCAAAUUGCACUGCGUGUAGCUUAAAUGUUUUCUGUCAGAAGUGACCACUAUUAGUAGGUAUUUAAUGGUAGUGUAAAAUAAUUUAUAGAUUCAUUUACAUUUUUUCUUGACUCUUUCUAAUGUAUUUAAAUUGUACCACUUCCGUGGCCUAAUUAUAUGAUGUAUGAUUUCAAAAUCUAUGUUUUAUUUGAAGCCUCUUUUCAAGCUACUAAGAUAAGACCUCAGCUUGACGUUAUUCAGACUUCAAGUAAGACAAAUUAUUGUAAAUUGAGAAUAUAAUAUUUGUAUAUUAAAUGUGAGCCUUAUGUGUGUAUACUUACAGAUUUUUUUUAACGGAUGAACAUUAAUAUUUUUAUUUUACAAGUGUAAUAUUACAAUACCGCAUUUGAUAUACACAUAUAAAAAAAUGACUUUAAAAACGGUAGGUAACAAAUUACUCAGCACAAGCCUACAUAACGUUCUUAUUGCUAUUAUUUUUAAUUUGUUUCCAUGAAUUUUAUUUAUCACUGAAUUUUGGUUAUUUUGUAUAAGGUCUAUUCGUGUACUUUGUUCGUACAUUUCUAUUAUUGCAUAAUUUGCUUUGAAUUUACAGCUUUAAUACAAACUAACCGAUGAAUUGCACACGUUAUGUAGGCAAGUAUUUACCUAUAAUUGAGUGAUGAGAAUGUAAAAUUGACUAUGGAUACGAUGCCUUCGUAGUUUCGUUAGUUGUAUGCGAUGCUUGUACUAAUACUAUGGCCUAAAACAAUGCUCAACGUAAACUUCAUAUAUCAUUGGAACGUAUGAAAAAAUAUUUAUACAUACAUACUGAAAAUAAUUUUAAACGAGGAAUUCUUAAAAUCUGCCUAAAUUUUUCAUGAUAUUAUGUUCGCGUUUUAAGGGAUAGAUUAUGUAUAAAAAUUUUGAAUUUUGGGUAGGAUUUCAAUGUUUUAUAAAGUUUUAGUGAUAAUUGAAAUAACGUUUAACGCGGAGAGGUGUGAUCAUACUGUGCGCGUGUGAAAAUAGCAAGUAACAUCCAUUUAGUACGAAAAAUCGUUUUAUUUAGUUAGAUUUGUUAAAUUGACGUCGGCGGGAAAGUGUUAUAAUUAUAUUCGACGAUUUUUAAAGUUCUUUUAUUUUCCAAUAAUGGCCAAGGGGAAAAUAGCCAUAAGUAAUCAAAUAUAGAUUUUUGAGUGCUUAUCCUUCUUGGAUCAUAACUUACCGGUAUGAUAAUGUACACAGAGCACUGUUUUAGGCCUGAUUCGUGGGGAGAGUCGCGUCAGUUUCCGCGCGAAACCGACGUCGGUCUCCGUCUGAGUCGAACAAAAUGUGAUAUAAUAUUUGACCUAAAUUAAGAUUAAAAUGUUAAAAAUCUUCUGCCAUGUGUGUGUUUUGUUUUUUUUUUCUUUUUUUGUAAUGAAAUAAUCUGAAAAAAUUAUCAAAAAAAUAUAUUAUUGUAAUGAUAAAAAAAAAAUAAAAAAUAUCGCCCUUAGUUACUGGAGGUGCUUUAUUUCGUGCUAGUUGGUAUGGUUUCUGUCAUUUGUUGUCGUAUAUCACAUUCUGUAACAUUAGAUUAAUGAAUGCUAUAAUUAAUUUUCAUUUGUAACGCCUGCCGGGCGCUUGGCGGACUGUUAUUGUAAAUACUGUUUAAAAUCCUCUUAUACAAUCAUCUUGUGCAACCUCGAUGACUGUAAAAUUAGAUUUUAAAGUGAUUUGCAUAGUUGAGAUUUGUAUAUUAUUUAGUGAUUAUUUGAAAUAUUCUAUUUUUUAUUAUAACAAUGAUUUAUUUUAUUCAUUUUUUGCCUACUUGAGCCGCUUCGCUUCUUUUAAUUGUGAAUUUAAGAUAAAAGAGGCGUGUGAAAAGAUUAUAUUACUAUAAUCUUGCGGGAGCAUUCAUGCAUUUAUGUGUACAUGUGAAAUAAAACAGACAUAAUUUGUGUCUAAAGUUUUAUCUCUAUCUUAGCGAUUUCACAAGUGAAGUAACACGUCUUGCCUCACUCAAUUGAAUGAUACUGUUGUGAGAAAAAAAUAUUUCAGUUUACACAGAGUGAAAAAUCGCGCAAUUUAUUGUUUUUGAAUUCAUUGGAGCGAAGCAGGACAGAUUCAUCUAAAUUUAACCUUUGACGUGUAAUGAGACGAGUUCGUGCUAUUUUAGUUUAUAAAUAAAAUCAUUUUGUGCUAUACACAGGACUUACCCCGCUAUUUUUAAGACUUAUAUUUUUCUAAUCAUUAGUUUCGACAACACGGCCUAAAACGUGUUUAAUAUUAAUAAUUAUGGUGUUUUUGUAACUUAGAAUAAAACGGUGUAUGUGUGAAGUAUCAUAAAAUACUAGUGGGUGUGUUAACUUUGCAAUGACUAGCAGAAUGGUGUGUCUAUAGAUAAUUUGCAUAAUAUAUAAAUUGUAUUUGAUAUAACACUUAGUAAAAACAAUUUAGCUAUAAUUUUUGACAUUCGUCUCGUUGCACGUCAAAAAUUGUGUGUCAAGUGGCGGCCAUCUUGAUAAACUUCAGUCUUUGAUCGGGUUCCACACGAGUCGGACGCUUUUAAUAAAUUCUUGUUAAUAUUAUCUAUGUCGUUUAUAUUUGAGUGUAUUCGCUAUAAAUACUCAUAGUCUUAGGAUUUUAUUUCAAAUGUCUAUUUAUAUUUCACUCAAAGGUAAAUAGCUAAUUAACUGUCAUAAAUUGUUUUAUUUGUUCACAUAUUUAUUGUAAGCGAUCUAAGCACGUUUGUGUGAGGGAGUUUUGCACUAUUGGACUAGAGCGAAUGGCAAGUUGAUAAAAUAAAGGUUAAUGCUAUUGACACAUUAGUAAUUCGGUUAUACAUCGUUUCUAAAGCAGAGGGAAAAAUUAUGAACACCCAAAAUUAAUUCUCGCUCCAAUGAAAACGUAUUCCCGUCGAGUUCGAACAACUGGUAUGAGCGAGAUGGCAAUAUAGUUGCAAAUAAAUGGCAGAAAAAAUAAUCUUGGUUCUCUUUCUUUCCUGCCUUAGUAACAAAUUAUAGUGCAUUUACAGGCUAUAAUGUUGUAUGCACUUGCUUCGUUCAUAGUGUUACACAAUUUUGUUCUUCAGUGAAAAUUAGGUUAAAUAUUUCUCGUGUGGAACUCGCUCUUGGACAGCAGCAACGUGUAAUGUGUAUCAGUCGCUCGCCAAGUGGACCCGAAUCAUUUCAUAUUAGAUUAUAUAUUAAGUUUAUAGAUUAUUUUAUUUGGGAAAAUAAUUUUGGCUGAUUUCGAAAUAAAUAUUUAUAAUGCGAAAGCGAAA